CGGCCGCCGCGCUGCCAUCACACAGCAGCCCCGCGGCUCCUCCCGCCGCCGGCCGUGGGGCCGCCCCGCCGGCAGUGCGCACGCCCGGCCUCCUCCCAGCCGGGCCUGGCCGCCCGGCAGCACUCAGUGUAGCCAUGUGGGUGUUUGGCUACGGCUCCCUCAUCUGGAAAGUGGAUUUUCCUUACGAGGAGAAGAUGGUAGGCCGCAUCCAGGGCUACAGCCGCCGCUUCUGGCAGGGCAGCACCGACCACCGCGGGAUGCCGGGCAAGCCUGGAAGAGUUGUGACUCUGGUUGAAGAUCCUGAGGGGUGUGUAUGGGGUGUUGCUUACAGAUUGCCAGCAGGACAAGAAUGUGAAGUGAAGGCAUACCUGGACUUCAGAGAAAAGGGAGGCUACAGGACUACAACUGUAAUUUUCUACCCAAAGGACCUGUCAGUAAAACCAUUUGAUGUGUUGUUGUACAUUGGAACUUGUGACAACCCAAACUACCUUGGUCCAGCACCUCUGGAAGAAAUCGCUGAACAGAUUUGUAAUUCUGUUGGUCCUAGUGGAAGAAACACAGAAUAUCUCUUUGAACUUGCUAAUUCUAUCAGAAAUCUUGUGCCAGAAGAUGCAGAUGAGCAUCUCUUCUCCUUAGAGAAACUAGUCAAGGAACUCCUGGAAAAGCAUCAAAACCUCAACUGCCUAUAAAGUAACUUCUUAGUUUCAAGUGUCUUGCUUCAUCUUCAGAGGAAUGGUUUCACUGUACAUGGGUAUAUGACUUGUAGGCAUGUUUCACUGUUAUCGUGAUAUCCUCCUUAUUAUAAUAUUGCAUUCGAAUUAGUAGUUGAUCAUUAGAACAUACUGUGGCAACAUUCUUGCAGGAGUCUACAAAAAGGGGAGCAAGGGAAAUGUUUUAGGUUUGAAUUUGGUGUGUUGUUUUUUUUUAAUCCAAUGAAAAUCUCAAGAGAACCACUUAAAUUUCCCAUGGUCAGAAGAUUUACCCUUUAUACAUUAGGUUGUCCUUAAACACAGAGGAUAAACCAUUUCAUUGAAAACAAAAUAAUUCUUUCCCUUAGUUUAUGUCAAGCCCCUGAAAACUGAAGUACAAGGUACUUUGACACAAGCUUGCCAUAACCUAUCAGUGUCUCAUGUUAUUUCUCAAGAUUAAUAUAAAGAAUAAAGCCAAAACAUUAAAACAGCUAAGAGUAUGACUCAAAGUCACAGUACAGCAAGAACGCUCAGAUGCCUUUUGAUGCUGUUCUAACCCCAUCUCUUAAAUUCACCAGUCUCUGACAACAGAUUUUAAGCAAGGAAUUUUCAGCCACUGUUCCAGGGAUUCACAUUAAAAAGGUACUUAAGGAAGGAAUGCUCUUUGCAGUAACCUUAGGCACAUUGCAUGGAGAGCCAGAGAGAGAGCUGGAAGCCACCAGUUUAGGAGGCUUACUUUAGGAAAAACAUAGGCAAAUGGAGUUUCCGUCCCAGAAAGAAACUUGUCUGGCUUUUUAAAAAAGGAAAUUUAUUUUUGUUAACUUUUAACAAAAUAUAUUUUUGUAUGUUAAUAUAGGAAAGGUGCUACGUCAAACACCAUGUCACAUCACCUUUUUUCUUACAGAGAAUGUGUGUUUUGUAGUAGCUUGGAAGCAUGUAUUUUGUGUCAACCACUGGAAAAAAAAGGCAAACAGUAAGCUGCUAGUAUUUUUCAUAAUCACCUACAAAAGCCGACAAGAACUGAAUGUUAAUAAACAUUUGACAGGAUAUUAAAAUCUACACCUAAAUAUUUUAAGUGGUCUAAUUAUCUGGAGUUUAACUCAGAAAGCUGUAAUUUUUUACAUGCCACAUCUCAGGCAUAUCUCAAGCACAGAUUCACUGAGGGAUGAAAAAACUGUGUUAGUUUUUUAGAAGCCACUGUUUCUUACUAGUAGUUCAGUGUCACUAUUUCAAGAGUACAUGAUGGAGUAUCAAGUUGGACUACUGCAGUAACAAAAUUACCAUGUGUAGAGAGGCCCUAAGUUUCCACUAGUACACACGAGCUACCUGCAAACUGAUGAAAUAACUUUCAAAACUCUUGAUUAUCCUUUGCACUGUGCUGCUUUAGGAUUGACAUAACUGAGUAGAAAAGCAAACCCAACUAAUUGAGCUGUACAGUAGAGCAGUAUGCUCAGAACUUCCCACCGUCUGUAUGUAAUGAGUGUCAUUAAAAUGCCCAAAGCUGGAGCAGUGUUAAAACAUGAACAAUGGCAUGUCCACUCUGCAUUGUUUUACAGUUAUUUCCUCAAAGACAUCCUUGUUGCUUAAAACAAGGCAGGGGACACUUAGACUUAGAAAAAAAAAAAGAUCAGUGAUGAUUCCCUCUAAUUAUUUAAGCACUGUGUUGAGGCAUUGUGAUUAUAUACAGCCCUACAUUGUGCAUCUCCUAUUAUAGAGAGGACAUUGCUGGUUCAUUUACUUUCCAAAUUCAGAAAGUUUGGCAAUAGUAUCUGUCAUGAUAUGUUCCAGUUUGUGUGCACAACCUCAGUACAAUAAAAAUGCAUCACAUUUA
Molecule: messenger RNA, 2520 nt
Organism: Pogoniulus pusillus (Red-fronted tinkerbird)
Lineage: Eukaryota; Metazoa; Chordata; Aves; Piciformes; Lybiidae
Gene: CHAC2
Product: ChaC glutathione specific gamma-glutamylcyclotransferase 2
Exons: 3
Coding region: 135-689 (184 amino acids)
Biological process (GO): glutathione catabolic process
Cellular component (GO): cytoplasm
Molecular function (GO): glutathione specific gamma-glutamylcyclotransferase activity; gamma-glutamylcyclotransferase activity
Source: RefSeq, a predicted model, not a curated record